Molecule: messenger RNA, 1973 nt
Organism: Mangifera indica (mango)
Lineage: Eukaryota; Viridiplantae; Streptophyta; Magnoliopsida; Sapindales; Anacardiaceae
Product: phosphatidate cytidylyltransferase 2
Exons: 12
Coding region: 468-1727 (419 amino acids)
Cellular component (GO): endoplasmic reticulum membrane
Molecular function (GO): phosphatidate cytidylyltransferase activity
Source: RefSeq, a predicted model, not a curated record
AGGAAUAAAAUUAGUGACGAAACGAACUUUGCUUGGCUUGGCUCACCUUUUAUUAUUCUCCAUCGCUUCGGCGCUUUCUUUGUUUCGGCUUCCGAUUUCUCAGCCUAUCACUUUUCAGUCUGGCCGAAACUGCAACAGCGGUUAAAGGUAACCAUUGCUUUUGUGCCUGUUUGUAUCAUGACCAUGUUUUAUGAGACAAUAUGUUCCUUGGCUUUGACUAUGCUUGCCAUUUUUCACUUAAACAUAUAAUUGACUGCCAUUGGUCAUUCUUUUUAGUUGAGCCGUGUUUCUUUCAUCAUCCUCCCUAUUCCUCCUUUUCUUUCCAUUUAUGAUGUCACUAGCAGUUUUAAUUGUGUCCCUAACCCUAAGUCCCAUAUUCAUUGUGUGAUAUAUGUCCCGGGCAGUAAUUUUCUAGAUCACAUGUUUGUGUUCUUCUUUGCUUUUUGAUUGAAGUUAAGUGAAGAGACAUGCAACCCGAGAAUAAUUCUAAUCCCCCCACCACGCCCAGACUUCGGCAUCGCAGGCGCCCUACUGCUGAGGUUACACCAGAUGCUGGCAGAGCAAAUGGAAAUAAUUUACUAGUUGAUGACCGUAACAAAUACAAAUCUAUGUUGGUCCGUGCAUACUCAACCGUUUGGAUGAUUGGGGGAUUCGCGUUGAUUGUCUACGUGGGUCAUCUCUAUAUUGCAGCCAUGGUGGUUGUAAUCCAGAUCUUUAUGGCACGAGAGCUGUUCAAUUUAUUGAGGAAAGCUAAUGAGGAGCGGGAUCUUCCAGGAUUCAGGCUAUUAAAUUGGUACUUUUUCUUCUCUGUGAUGCUAUUCGUAUAUGGCCGCAUUCUCAGUCAACGGCUUGUCAAUACUGUGACUUCAGACAAGUUUUUGUAUCAAUUUGUGAGCACCCUUAUCAAGUAUCAUAUGGCUGUCUGUUACUUCUUGUACAUCACAGGCUUUGUGUGGUUCAUUCUCUCAUUAAAGAAGAAGCUGUACAAGUAUCAAUUUGGCCAGUAUGCAUGGACUCAUAUGAUUCUAAUUGUGGUCUUUACACAAUCUUCCUUCACAGUGGCCAACAUUUUUGAAGGAAUAUUCUGGUUUCUUCUUCCAGCGACACUUAUUGUUAUCAAUGAUAUUGCAGCAUAUAUAUUUGGUUUCUUCUUUGGAAGAACCCCAUUGAUCAAGUUGUCUCCUAAGAAAACAUGGGAGGGGUUCAUUGGAGCAUCUGUUGCCACUAUCACAUCUGCAUUUGUGCUUGCAAAUAUCCUUGGUCGUUUCCAGUGGCUAACAUGUCCACGAAAGGAUUUGUCAACUGGUUGGCUGCACUGUGAUCCAGGCCCAUUGUUUAAGCCGGAGAUUUUUAAUUUGUCUGGAUGGGUUCCCCAAUGGUUUCCAUGGAAAGAAAUCUCUGUUCUGCCAGUUCAGUGGCAUGCUCUAUGCCUUGGUUUAUUUGCAUCAAUAAUAGCGCCUUUUGGGGGCUUCUUUGCAAGUGGUUUUAAACGAGCUUUUAAAAUCAAGGAUUUUGGUGAUAGCAUUCCUGGACAUGGUGGAAUCACAGAUAGAAUGGACUGCCAGAUGGUGAUGGCUGUAUUCGCAUACAUCUACCAUCAGUCCUUUGUCGUGGCUCAAACCCUCUCAGUUGAAAUGAUCUUGGAGGAGAUAUUGACCAGUCUCACUUUCGAGGAACAGCAAGAUCUGUACACGAAGCUAGGUCAAGUCUUGCACAAGCGGCUAUAAGGACCGUGAGUUCAAUGAAAGAGGAAAACUCUGUAUAUGUUGUUGUUUUCCAGUUUUUUCAUUCAAAAUAUUUAGGUGGAAGCAUUUAUAGUUUGCAUACUCUGUACAGUGUAUGUUAGCCAAUUAAUAUACAUACGGCUGAAACCAAACACAGUGUUGUAUUGCUUCUGGCUAAUCUUUUAUUUCCCUCAGUUCUCUCUGAAGUCCCCUGAACUAAAUUUUAUGGUAGGUCUAUGCUUUUGUUAA